AUGUUCCGAGCAGCAGCUGCUGGUCCCUUCGACGAGGGCGUCGCCAAGGCGACCGACGAGAACCUUACCUCGGAAGACUGGGGAGCCAUUAUCGAGGUUUGCGACCGUGUCGGCAGCGACCAAAAUGGCCCCAAGGAGGUUGUACAAGCCAUGAUCAAGCGUCUGGCCCAUCGCAACGCCAACGUCCAGCUGUAUACUCUCGAGCUCGCAAACGCCCUUAGCCAGAACUGUGGCAAGAACAUGCACCAAGAGCUCUCCAGCCGAGCAUUCACCGAUGCCAUGCUCAAACUCGCAAACGACCGCAACACCCAUAAUCAAGUUAAGGCCAAGAUUCUUGAGCGCAUGAAGGAAUGGUCCGACAUGUUCAGCAAAGAUGCAGACCUUGGCAUCAUGUACGACGCCUACUUCCGACUGAAGCAGAGCAAUCCAACCCUGCAAGCCCCCUCGGCCCCCCAGAAGACAGGCUUGACCGAUCUAGAUCGCCAGAAGGAGGAGGACGAGCUGCAGAUGGCUCUGAAGUUGUCGCUGCAGGAUGAGGAGCGCAAGAAGAAGGCUGCCGAGCCCGUUGCUUCUUCUUCAUCUGCUGCACCUGGAUCUUCCUCCCAGCCCCAGCCUCAGCCCCAAAGUCAACCCACACCUGUGCCCGCGGGCACGACAGCAGCUACCGUAUCAAGGGUCCGCGCGCUAUACGACUUCGUUCCGUCGGAGCCCGGUGAGUUGGAGUUCAAAAAGGGCGACGUCAUCGCGGUGCUAGAGUCCGUCUACAAGGAUUGGUGGCGGGGUUCGCUCAAAGGCAAGACGGGUAUUUUCCCUCUCAACUACGUUGAGAAGCUCACAGAUCCCACCCCCGACGAGUUGGCCCGCGAGGCUCAGAUGGAGGCCGAGGUUUUUGCCGAGAUCAAGAACGUCGAGAAGCUACUGACGCUGCUGAGCACAUCCAACACGGCGCCGCGAGAGGAGGAUAACGAGGAAAUUUCUAAACUCUACCACCAAACCUUGGCUAUCCGGCCCAAGCUGAUCAAGCUUAUUGAGAAGUAUUCUCAGAAGAAGGAUGACUUCACGCAGUUGAACGAGAAGUUCAUCAAGGCUCGCCGUGACUACGAGUCCCUGCUGGAAUCCUCCAUGUCACACCCUCCCCAGCCCAGCUACCAUCAAUACGCCAUGAGGUCAGGCCCUGGCGGGUAUCCAGGCCCAGCCGGGCCAGCGGCAGGGUAUCCUGCUCAGGGUCCUCCUCAACAGCAGCAGGAGCAGAGAUUCUACACUCCCGCGCCCCAAGAGCAACCACAAUACCCCCAGUCUACGCCCUCGCCGAAUUUUCAGCGUCCGGCACAAGCGACGCCCGCUCCUUUCUACGUAGCCGGUGCCGAGGUGCCCUCAGCAGGUGGUCCGCCUCCCGCGCAAAACCAUCCGUAUCCCCAGCGUGAACACAACCCCCGCCUUCCGUCCACGGGGAAAGCCCCGGCACCAAUUAACACAUCGCCUCCUACAGCCAACGCUUACACUGCUUACUCGCAGCCUCCUAACCAGCGACCCCAGAGCACAUACGGUGCUCAGGAGCUGGCCACCUCUGUUUACGAUUCGCCCAUCGCGGCCCACAACCCGAGCUCAGCCGCCACGUACACAUCCUCGGUCUACUCUCAGGAUGAUCCGUACAACAGCAACAACACCUCUAGUCCAGCCGUCGGAAACACCACCGUACCCGCGCCGCCGCCGUCUUCCUUCCAACCAUCAGCGCCGACUGCGCAACCAUCGCAACCGUCUGCGCCAUCUGCCCCGCAACAACCACAGUAUCAAAGUUACCAGCCCCCAGGGACUCAGGGCCAGGACAACUACAACAACGCCCCGACUCAAGCCCCUCCUCCGGUGCCGACCGGAGCGGCACCGCCGAUUCCGGGCCCUGCUCGAUCUGAAGUCCUGACACCGCCACCCCUACAGCCCGGCGGAGCUGCCUAUGACGCCAGACAGAGCUUGCCAAGCCAGGGAGCACAGCCGCAGUACAGAGCAUACGUUCCUCCUGGUGCUGCGGCAGAUGGUCCGAGUGCUCCUCCUGCCCGCGAUUACUACCGCCAAAGCGGUGUUUAUUAG
Colletotrichum aenigma is the source of this 2085-nucleotide messenger RNA. RefSeq names its product Class E vacuolar protein-sorting machinery protein hse1 (gene hse1). Gene Ontology annotation, biological process: protein transport to vacuole involved in ubiquitin-dependent protein catabolic process via the multivesicular body sorting pathway. Gene Ontology annotation, cellular component: ESCRT-0 complex. The transcript has 6 exons. The coding region runs from base 1 to 2085 and encodes 694 amino acids. Gene Ontology annotation, molecular function: phosphatidylinositol binding; ubiquitin binding. The record is from RefSeq and is a predicted model, not a curated record. NCBI's taxonomy places the organism in Eukaryota, Fungi, Ascomycota, Sordariomycetes, Glomerellales, Glomerellaceae.